GCAGACAGUCUGCAUCCAGAGACACCGCUGUAGAAAUGUCUUUCAAAAGCUUGCUGUUCGUUACUCUAGCCUGCCUUAUCUAUAAAAAUGAGGCAUCUGACAUACAGAAGGUGCUACCACAAGCCCAGGUUAUCCUCCAGAAGUUCUUAAACAUCGUGGAAGCGAACCAGUUAAACGUGUCAAUAGUGACAUCUCAAGCCAUAAACUGGAGCAACGGUCAGCUUCACCAGAUGAGGGACAGCGCGUUGUUGUUACCCCCAAACCAUGUACAUCUCACUCAGACCCAGCUAACCCAACAAGUAGGGAAACAGUGGUUGGCAGAUCUGCAAUCUUGGACCUCCCAGGGUCAUGGUAUUGUAACGUACAGGGUGAUCAGAGUGGAGAAUGGUGCAGUUAGCCAACAGCUGGUGGAGUCUAGCAAUCUAGAACAGAUCCCUGUAAGUCCGAGUUAUGAAAGCAUAUUGGAACCAGAAGUAACUGGAGAAGAUGGACUGGUAGAAGAAUUCGAAGACUAUGAAGUUAUGUAUAAUUUCCGAAUUCCUGGAGCUGGUGGCCACGAUCAGAUUACGAACGUGUUCGCUGUCAGUCUCAACAUAACCAUUAUUGCCAAUUCCGAGCAUAUGCCGCUGACGGAGAUAAACAAAAUAAAAGAAGUCCUUUCUAAAAUUUGGAUGAUGUUCCACGAGGACGAGUUGCGAGCAAAAUAUUUGGCCCAUGCUCUUGACACCCAAAUCCCUCAGUCAGAUACUACUUGGCAGGUCCUCGUCGGACCUGGAGAUUUCUUCAUUCCUUCAGGAAAAUGGGUCCAACUAAGUAUCGCUGAUACCAAUGUUGUGGUCUUCGCUGUAGCAGCGUAAAUGCAGAUAUUUUUAAAAUUAUGUUAUUUUGAUUUAUGAAAUAGAGUAUACGAGCUUGUA
Molecule: messenger RNA, 917 nt
Organism: Anoplophora glabripennis (Asian longhorned beetle)
Lineage: Eukaryota; Metazoa; Arthropoda; Insecta; Coleoptera; Cerambycidae
Exons: 5
Coding region: 36-857 (273 amino acids)
Source: RefSeq, a predicted model, not a curated record